Hylaeus volcanicus is the source of this 1611-nucleotide messenger RNA. RefSeq lists its product as uncharacterized. NCBI's taxonomy places the organism in Eukaryota, Metazoa, Arthropoda, Insecta, Hymenoptera, Colletidae. The transcript has 11 exons. Gene Ontology annotation, molecular function: protein binding. The record is from RefSeq and is a predicted model, not a curated record. The coding region runs from base 5 to 1306 and encodes 433 amino acids.
AAAAAUGCUUAAAAGUAUUUUUACAGACAAAAAACAUUUUCAUUCUUCUUAUCCUGAUUUCAUUUCAAGGAGACACACGUGUGGUGUGUCGUGUGGGUUUUUUGCUUCUCCUAACUAUUAUUUGUCUGGAGAUAUUCAAGGAAAUAUUGUUGCAUGGGAUAUUAUCGACAGAGAUAUAGUUUUACAAAUAAAAAAUCAAAAUCAAUUGCUGAAAGGUUCUAAAAAUUCCGUUGUUUCCGUUUGUUCUACUCAUGCAUAUAAACCGCAGUGCUUAGAAGAAAUUAUUGUGUGCGUUUUUUUAAAUGUUUCAUAUGUUUGCAGCACAUCUAUAUUAAAAAAAAUUCCAAUGUCAUGUUUUAGGCAAAGAUUUCAUGGUCAAAUUGAAUUAUGGAAUUUGACUAAAUCAAUAAAGUCUUCUUGUAUUCAUUUAAAUACAUCACACUUUACACGCUUUUGUUAUUUGGAACAUGACUUACAUGGUUCUGCGACAGAAACGUCAUGUUUAUACUUAACAACAUCUGCAACUCACGACUCUGCGUACCUUUACGACUUAAAGCGUACACGUUCAUGUCAUCCUUUAAUCAAAUUACCUGCUUUAGUACCUGAGAAAAUACCUGGUUUCACCCAAACCUCUUCAGUAAAAUCUUCCGGUUGGGUAGCGGGAAUUCAUUGUGUUUCUAUGCUGGGACCUUCGUAUGUUUUACUCGUCUAUGAAGGUUUCGCUUUACAAGCACUUUUUGAUUUAAGACAACCUAAAGGUCCAGUGACAUCUCCGGUAUGCUUUCCUCAAGAUGUUCAAACAACAAUUUCGAGUUCCGUAACUCGAAAUCAAUGUUGGAUUGGAACAGCAGAAGGAAAUAUUAUAACAACUGAAAUCGAAUCAACAGGACAGUUAUGUGCAAAGGAAAAAAUUAACGUUUAUGAGCCUGUUUCUUCAUUGAUUAAUGACCAUUUAGAGUAUAAAAAAGAGCUUAAAGAGAGCAUGCAAAGUCAAUGCAAAUUUGGUAUCAGUGAUAUAGUUUUUACGCCAGAUACUACAAUUGGUUUAGCUGGUGGUUGGGAUGGUCAAUGGAGGUGUUUUGAUGUAGCUACACGAGACAUUUUGAGUACUACACCAUACCAUAGUCAACCAAUUUCUUGUAUAAAUCUGGAGAAAGAAAAUGGAGUUCUUGCUAUUGCAAGUCAUGUACGCAGCAUUUGUGGUUUGGUACACUUUGAAAUAAUUUGUGAUUUGUAUAAAUUUUGCCAGGAUUCCCGUAUUUCUUUUUGGAAAACUGCUUGGAGGGCGAUAGCUGUCGAACAGUAACUUUUUUCUCCUCUUUUCUAUGAAUUUUACGUUUCAUACAAAACGAGAGGCCAGCACCUACAGAACAUUGGGUUUUUCUUCCCUUCUUUGUUUGCAUUUUGCGUUUCACAUACAACGGGAGGCCGGUAGCUGCAGAAGAGUAAAUGAAUUGAUUUAAUAUUUGACACCCUUUUUUUUUAAUAUUUUAUACAAGCACACUGUUUUGGCUUAUGCUACAUCAACUUAUGUUGACAAGACGGUUUAAAAAAUAAAAAAAACUUUGUAAAUUCUCAUGACAAAUUAUUUUGAAAUUAUUUAAAAUAAUA